UUUUUUAUUUUUCAAAAACGAGGCAGAGGCGCAAAGAAACACCAACAUUUAUUAAUUUUUUUGUUUAAUUUAACAAAAAAUAGACAAAUUACUAUAUUUUAAAUAAAAAAAACAUAUACCAAAUAACAUAAUGAAGCGAUUAAGUGAUGAAAGAGCUAAAAUUCUCUUCGAAAAACUUUCCAAAUACGUCGGCAACAAUGUUAAACAACUAAUUGACCGUCCAGAUGGAACAUACUGCUUCCGUGAACAUCGAGAUCGUGUUUAUUAUGUCUCCGAGCGAAUUCUCAAGCUCUCCGAAUGCAUGGGCCAAGAGCGCUUAAUUUGCGUUGGAACAUGCUUUGGCAAAUUCUCAAAAACCAACAAACUUAAGUUCCACAUCACUGCUUUAUAUUAUUUGGCUCCUUAUGCUCAAUACAAAGUUUGGGUUAAGCCUUCCUUCGAACAACAGUUUCUCUAUGGAAAUCACAUUCCAAAGAACGGAUUGGGUCGUAUUACAGAAAACACUGGCCAAUAUCAAGGAGUUGUUGUUUAUUCAAUGAACGACUUGCCACUUGGAUUCGGUGUGACUGCGAGAUCAACGACGGAAUGUAAAACGGCUGAUCCACUUGUGAAUGUUUGCUUCCAUCAAUCGGAUAUUGGAGAGUAUAUUCGAUCAGAAGAUACACUCUUCUGAAAAGUGGUCAUUAGUUCUAUAAUAAGGUUGAGUAGGAUUAAGAUUGUGCAGUCAAAUGAAAAUAUUAAACAGACAAUUAUUAAAUUUUUAAUAUCAAUGAAUAAAUAA
Episyrphus balteatus (marmalade hoverfly) is the source of this 781-nucleotide messenger RNA. RefSeq names its product 60S ribosome subunit biogenesis protein NIP7 homolog. Gene Ontology annotation, cellular component: preribosome, large subunit precursor; nucleolus; nucleus. The transcript is spliced from 2 exons. Gene Ontology annotation, molecular function: RNA binding. The record is from RefSeq and is a predicted model, not a curated record. The coding region runs from base 131 to 673 and encodes 180 amino acids. Lineage: Eukaryota; Metazoa; Arthropoda; Insecta; Diptera; Syrphidae. Gene Ontology annotation, biological process: ribosome assembly; ribosomal large subunit biogenesis.